GCUUAACAUGAGGCUAAGCACAGCCAAUCCAAGCUUAGUUGGCAACUUUGAAUUGCAAAACACCCACACCCACCCCGUGAGCUGUAAAGUCUAUAAAAAACCGCAACUGUCUCAGAAAAAAGCCAGCAAGCAAGGAGUAAAAAAAGUGUUCUGAGCGAGGAGACGCAAGAGAUCCUCGUCGUCGUCGUCUUUGGUCGUCGGUGUAUCGGUCGCAUUGUUCCAAAAUGGAGUUUCAAUACGUGUUAGGUUCAGUGUUGGCUUUAUUGCUGUGGUUUGUAUUCCUCUACAGUGUGUUUGAGAAGAAGGAUAGCCGGAGAGGUUCUCAGGAGGCCGCAGAGAGCACAAACACCACCACCAACACCGCCGCUAUUAAUGGAGAAUGUGGAUCUAAGAACAGUGAAGACGACGUCGACGUGAUCAUCGUAGGCGCCGGCGUUGCUGGUGCGGCUCUAGCACACACUCUCGGCAAGGAUGGACGUCGGGUGCGUGUGAUUGAAAGGGAUUUGACAGAGCAAGACCGAAUUGUAGGAGAAUUGCUCCAGCCAGGAGGAUACUUGAAAUUGAUCGAGUUGGGAUUGGAAGAUUGUGUGGAAAAAAUCGAUGCUCAACGGGUGUUUGGGUAUGCUCUUUUCAAGGACGGUAAAAAUACCCGACUUUCUUACCCACUGGAAAAUUUUCACUCUGAUGUAUCUGGAAGGAGCUUUCACAAUGGACGCUUCAUCCAAAGAAUGCGGGAAAAAGCUGCAUCUCUUCCCAAUGUCCGUUUGGAACAAGGAACAGUCACAUCUUUGCUCGAAGAAGAAGGAACCGUUAAAGGUGUACAAUACAAAACUAAAACUGGUGAAGAAUUGACAGCAUAUGCACCUCUAACCAUUGUAUGUGAUGGCUGCUUUUCAAAUUUGCGACGUUCUCUUUGCAACCCUAAGGUGGAUGUGCCUUCCUGUUUUGUUGGUUUGCUUUUGGAAAAUUGCCAACUUCCAUACGUGGACCAUGGCCAUGUAAUUUUAGCAGACCCAUCACCCAUCUUAUUUUAUAAGAUCAGUAGCACAGAGAUUCGCUGUCUCGUUGAUGUACCUGGUCAAAAGGUGCCAUCCAUUUCAAAUGGCGAAAUGGCCAAUUACUUGAAGACCGUGGUUGCUCCACAGGUACCACCCGAGGUGUACGAUGGCUUCAUUGCUGCAAUUGAUAGUGGAAACAUUAGGACAAUGCCCAACAGAAGCAUGCCAGCUGCUCCUCACCCAACUCCAGGGGCUUUACUAAUGGGGGAUGCAUUCAACAUGCGCCAUCCCUUAACUGGUGGGGGAAUGACUGUGGCACUAUCUGAUAUUGUUGUGUUACGAGAUCUUCUCAGGCCUCUAACUGACCUAAAUGAUGCACCUAGUCUCUGCGAUUAUCUUGAAUCCUUUUACACCUUGCGUAAGCCUGUGGCGUCCACAAUCAACACAUUGGCAGGUGCCCUGUAUAAAGUUUUCUGCGCUUCACCUGAUCAAGCAAGGAAAGAAAUGCGCGAGGCAUGCUUCGACUAUUUGAGCCUUGGAGGUGUUUUCUCAAUGGGACCAGUAUCUUUGCUCUCGGGAUUGAACCCUCGACCAUUGAGCUUGGUUUGCCAUUUCUUUGCAGUGGCAAUAUUUGGUGUUGGCCGCUUGUUAUUUCCUUUCCCCUCACCCAAACGAAUGUGGAUUGGAUUUAGAUUGAUAACGAGUGCAUCUGGAAUUAUCUUCCCCAUCAUCAAGGCAGAAGGAGUUAGGCAGAUGUUUUUCCCUGCAACAGUUCCUGCAUAUUACAGAGCUCCUCGUAGUAAGCAAGGUGGUGAAAUUAGAAAUGGAGAAAUAUUCAAGCAAGCCAUGCCUCCAUUGUUAUGAUGACAAGGCUAGUUUGUGUCACCAUUUGCAUCCAUGUUCAAAGCUAUGGCAAAGGGUAAAUUGUUCAGAGAGAUGCAAACAAACUGUUACAUAUUUUUGAUAUUUGGGCUUCCUCUCUUUCCAUGUAUUCUUUACAUUUCUUCUACUUCAAUAAAUAUUUUUUUUUUCAUUCUGUGGCCUUUGUUCUAUGAGAAUCACAUAGCUUAUUUAACUUGCAUUUAAAACGGG
Ilex paraguariensis (yerba mate) is the source of this 2090-nucleotide messenger RNA. NCBI's taxonomy places the organism in Eukaryota, Viridiplantae, Streptophyta, Magnoliopsida, Aquifoliales, Aquifoliaceae. The record is from the annotation of a GenBank genome assembly.